GUUAGUACACUUGUUCAUAAUAUUUGGAACAAAUUUUUGUUUAUUGUUGUUAGAUUGUUAAAAAACUAUUGAAGAAGUUAUUAUUUUCUGUCAUUUUGCAAAAAGAAAACUUGUUUGCAGAAAAAUUACAGUAUUUAAUAUCAACAUAUUUUCAAACUUAUGAUUUAGUGGACGUGACAAAUAAUCAUUGACAAUGGUUAAAAUUGCUCUUCAAAUAAAAGCUACACUCGAAAAUAUUGACGAAUUAAAAACCAGUGGUGUUGACUUUCGUUGGUAUUUGAAAUUUUCCUGCAAUAAUUGCGGUGAGGUUUCGGAAAAAUGGAAUUAUGCUUCUUUAGACGAAUCAACACCUGCACAACGCGGAAAUGGUGUCAAUCACUUUGUCAGCAAGUGUAAACUUUGUUCUCGAGAGAAUUCAAUGACAAUUAUUGAGGAUUCUUUAAAGUCAUAUAGUUCAGAUGAUCAGGGGAAAUUUAAGACAAUUGUUUGUUUGGAUUGUCGGGGAAUAGAGCCGUGUGAUUUUUCAGCGAGAGAAGGAUGGAUUGCAAAAGCAUGCGAUAAUGGAAAUGUAUUUGCAGACAUUGAUCUCGCUGAAGGUGAGUGGGUAGAAUAUUGUGAUAAAAUUAAUAGUUCAGUGGGAAUUUAUGAAAUUGAAAGUCGUUUCGAAAGAAUUAAAUAAAAAUUCCUUGAUAUUUUUUUAUUAUAACUGUCGUAAUAUUUCGAGAUAUUGAUGAGAAUUUAAAAAUCGAAUUAAGAUUUUUAAAAAAGAAUUUAUAUUUAGCAUAAAUGCUUAUGGUUUCUUCGUUUGUAAUAAAUCCUGAGCACUUGUAAUAUAAUUUAUUUAUUCACAGUUAUCAGAUACAUAAAAAAUUAUUGAUAUAUAAAUGAUAUUGCUUGCAACAAUAGUACCAUUUUAAUACACCUUUUAAACGGUGUUAGUCAUUAUUGACUAGAACGAUAAAUUCUCGUCGUACAUGUAUACAUUUAAGAAAAUAUGACAGGAAAUUGAUGACAGGUCAGUCAUUUUUAUUGUUGUCAUUUUCUUUACAAUCAAGAAAAUUUGACAUUUUUCUAUGCCCUGUUAUCAGUUUUUUUGUAAUAAGAAAAAUAAUAAAUAAUUCGUUAUCAAUAUUUCCCAGAAA
This is a messenger RNA of Leptopilina heterotoma, 1142 nucleotides long. RefSeq names its product CXXC motif containing zinc binding protein. Bases 194 to 679 code for a protein of 161 amino acids. The record is from RefSeq and is a predicted model, not a curated record. Lineage: Eukaryota; Metazoa; Arthropoda; Insecta; Hymenoptera; Figitidae. The transcript is spliced from 2 exons. Gene Ontology annotation, molecular function: zinc ion binding.